This is a messenger RNA of Podarcis raffonei (Aeolian wall lizard), 4005 nucleotides long. It is a transcript of the gene PRSS56, whose product is annotated as serine protease 56. NCBI's taxonomy places the organism in Eukaryota, Metazoa, Chordata, Lepidosauria, Squamata, Lacertidae. The record is from RefSeq and is a predicted model, not a curated record. The transcript is spliced from 17 exons. The coding region runs from base 575 to 3019 and encodes 814 amino acids. Gene Ontology annotation, biological process: proteolysis. Gene Ontology annotation, molecular function: serine-type endopeptidase activity.
CGAGGGGAGGCCCGGCCUCUCCUCUCCCCUCAGCCGAGGCCACGGCGCUCGGCGGCCGAGGACAAAAGCGCGAGCAUGAUCAAGCGAGGCGGGCCGCCUCUGAUCAUUAAGCGGGGAGCCUUUUGAUGGCCGCCGGCCCCCGCCCGGGCUCACAAAGGGCCCAUUCAGCGCGGCCGCCUCCUCCUCCUCCUCCUCCUCCUCGGCGGCGCGCAGCGGGGCUGAACCAGGGCCCGGCCGGGCUCCCCUAAUGAAGCCGCCGCGCUGGCCCUCGUGCGCCUCCCCUUCUCACCGCCCCAAUGGCAGGACCCUCGCCUGGCACCGCUGCCGGCCCUAAUGAAUGAAUUCUCUCGCGUUUAUUUAUUUAUUAUCAUUUAUUCUUUCGGUGUGCUCCCCCCCCCCACAAAAAACAUGAGCGUCGUCUGUGCGGGUCCCCCCACCCCCGAGGGCACCGCAUAUAGGCGCGCAAGGGCGGCCUCGGCGGCAGCCGCUCCGCUCGCCCCGAGGGGAAAGGGAGGCUCCUUCUCCCUCUCCUUCUCCUCUUCCCUCCUUCGCACCCCACGCCACCCCGGAGGCGAUGGGUCCCCUGGUGCUGCUGCUGCUGGUGGAUCGGGCCCUGGCCGCCCCCCUGGGCAAGGAGCUCUGCCCGAUGCCCCCCGGCGCCUUGCGAGCUCUCUCCAACCGUGGGACGCUGGUGCUGGAAGCCGCCAUGAAGAGUGCCCUGCUGUCCCUGGAAGGGGCGCUGUCGGAGCAUGCGCGACGCCUACAGGAAUGUGAGGAGUGCGUGCUCUGCCUCUUUGGGAACUGUGGCAAUCGGACCAGGGAAUGUGUCCGUCUUCCUCUCUCUGCAGCCUCAGAGUUGCCCCUGGGCUCCCUGCCCAGCUGUGAAGCCGUCCUACAAGCCCAGGCCAUCCCAGAGCAGCCUGCCCAGAACUGGGCCCUCAGCAAAGCGUGUGCUCCAUACCGACGCCUCUGCUCAGGCCAGGAAAUGUCCUCUGACAGCUGCAUACGCCUCAUGGUCAGCCAUUGCCAGCUCCGCCUGCAGGAAUGCCGGCUGGAAAGCGACAUGGACUAUUUGAACACAGUGGCAGACCAAUCCGAUCCAGGGCUGUGCGGGCACCGCGGGGUGCCAGCUCCCAACGCAACGAUGGCAAAGGCAAAGAUUGUGGGAGGCAGCAAAGCCUGGCCUGGCGCGUGGCCUUGGCUGGUGUCUGUUCGGCUCAACGGAGAGCUGAUGUGCGGUGGGGUGCUAGUUGGGGAUGCUUGGGUCCUCACGGCAGCCCACUGCUUCACAGGAAGCAGAAACGAACUGGCCUGGUCAGUGGUCCUGGGCGAUUACGACCUGACAAAGCCGGAUGAAGGGGAGCGGGUUGUUCCGGUCAGCCGCAUCCUUUCCCAUCCCAAGUUCAACCCCAAGACCUUCCACAACGAUGUGGCUCUGUUGGAACUGAGCAGCCCCGUGACCCCGUCAGCCUGGGUGACUCCAGUGUGCCUUCCUGAGCGACCCAUGGAACUGGGCACAGGGGUGCCCUGCUAUAUCAUUGGCUGGGGAUCGCUCUAUGAAGAUGGUCCAGGAGCUGAUGUAGUCAUGGAAGCCCAGGUUCCCAUCCUAGCUCAAGACAUCUGCCGUGGUGCGCUGGGGCGCCAGCUCUUCACCAGCGCCAUGUUCUGCGCUGGGUUCCUCUCCGGGGGCGUUGACUCCUGCCAGGGUGACUCUGGGGGACCACUCACUUGCUGGGACCCUUUGUCAGAGCGGUAUGUGCUAUACGGGAUCACCUCCUGGGGCGACGGCUGUGGUGAGCGUGGGAAGCCUGGGGUGUACACCCGAGUCGCCGCCUUCACAGACUGGGUGCACCAGCAGAUGGAGAAGUCGCCCUCCAGCUGGGAGCCCACCUGCUUCGAGCUGCUGGCAUUGGCUCAGAUGCCACCCGAUAGGCAGCGAGUGGAGCUCUCACACCUGUGUGCCUUCUACACCCAGCCCUGCUCCCCCUCUGCUAGUCCAGCGGCUUGUGCCCAUGCUGCAGAUGAGAAGUGCAAGGCCAAGAGGCAGCAAUGCGAGCUGCGCUCGUACGCUCAGACCUUGUUGGAGUUCCUGCGCCGGGCAGAGGAGUUUUUCCGCACUCAGAUUGACUUCUCGUUCUUCACACACUCCCUCCCCCAAUUCAUGGAGCAAGUUUACCACCACCUCUUCCCUCCUCGAGCACGCCAGGAUUCCAGAGAGCAGGUUGCAGAGCCAGAGGUGGUCGUUGCCACAGGAGGUGGGCGAGAGAGCCUGCAGCCGGAUGCCAGGAAAAUGCAAAAACGAGAAGCCCAGACUUCGCCCAGGAGGCCUCCUCGGUCCACCCUCCCCUCCUUUGCCUCGUUGUUCCAGGGCACGGGGCCCAGUUUGGGCGACUGGGUGCAGGAGCUGAAUGCCCUGGCCGAGGGCUCGAGAACCACAGCCGGCGGGGAGGAGCAGCUGUUCCUGCAGCAGGCAGAUGGGGAGGUGAAGGAGCUGCAGGAACAAGGGUGGAUCUUCCUUCAGCAGCUGCAGAGAGAACUGGGCCUUCAGGAUGCUUCCCCCGAAGCUGGGACAGAGGAGGAAGCCACCAUUGCAGCCACCACCACUCCCCAAGGUCUUGCCUUGAAUGACUCCCUGGCCAGCGAGGCCCACCCCCAGCGGGAAAAGCGCAGCCUUGGGAACGCGGGCCCCAUUUGGGGAAAGGAUGACACCUUCCCCCAAGUUCCUGCUGCAGGCUCCAGCUGCCGGGGCGUCAAUGAAUCUGCCCAGCAGGUCCGUUCCGUGCGUGAGAUGCACCGCUGGAUCCUUCAAGUGCCUGAGAGGGACCUCGCCAUGACCUUCCAGGAGAUCCUCGUGGACCUGGGCUCCAAGAACUCCAAGGGCCUAUACAGGGCACGCGUCCAAGCCACCGUUGGACACAGAUCCACCUCCUUCACCGGUCUCGUUGGCCUGGCCAGCGACUCUCUGUACCGCAGCAUGCCUGGCCUCAUUGCCCUCGCCCUGGAGAGCCUGAAGACCUAACCUGGCUGCUCCUGGCAGGGGCUGGACUAACAGGACGCCCUGCGAAACCAGAGGACAAAGGCACAGAGAUGCCGCUCAGUGAGGCCCCCGUCCUCCGGGUACGAUGGCCUGGGAGUAAGGAAGUGUGGCGCAGGUCUGCUGAUCUGCCCGUGCAGGGAUGAGGGGCCUUUCCUAAUCCGAGGGCCGCAUUGCCUUGUUGGGAACCUUCUGGGAGCCACAUGCCAGCGGAAGGCAAGGACAGGCAGAAGGGAGCAGAGCGACAGACUCUCUGCCUUUGUGCAGCUGGCUGCAUUCCAGCCAGACAAAAACCAGAAGUUUACACACACACACUCUCUCUCUCUCUCUCUCAUUCACUCCAUCCUUCCUCCAGGCAAACAAGAACCAUUGUCAGUGAUAAAAGACACAUCCCAGCCAGGUCAAAACAUUCAAAGAGGGGCAGGGCUGGGGAGGACUGGGAUGGAGAGGAGACAUGGCUUAGGGGGAGGCCUGAAGGCAAGGGAGAUGAGCUGGGGGGGGGCAGCAUUCAGCCUCUCCAAGCCUUGGGUUCUUCAUUGUAGUAGUGUAAGGGCAGCUCAGAGCACAAGCUAGUCUCUCUCCGCACCAAACCACCUUCUGUUUUUCUUUUUCCAUAUGCUUAAACUGGGCACUUUUAUUUUGAUGAAAAAGCAGGCAUGGGGCCCCAAUCCAGAACAUGCUCCUGGCCCAGAUCAGGGCCUCUCACACCCAAUUCCCUGCUGAAAAAUCUGCCCCCUUCCAGGCUCCUGUUUACCCUGCGAGGUGCUGCUUGCAGGAAACAAAUCCAGAGCGGACACAAUAUCAGUUAGGUGAUGAUGAUGAUGGCAACUUUCAGGACCUGAAACCAGUUGAGGAGCAAGCCUCAUUUUGGGGGUGGGGGGCAGUGUCAUCUAAUUGCGACUUUCUCUUCCAAAUAAAAGCGGCAGGAGUAGAAUGUGGAGGGACCCCCAAUGUCUAAGAAAAUGUCUCUG